AUGGAGGUUCCGCUGAGGGGAUUGAUUGGUAUAUUCCAGUAUAAGAAUAAGCAGGGGAUGGUCAACCAUAUACGCCGUCCCAAGCUUGAGGCGUGCUCGUCAUUGAUUGCCAAACGCGAGGCUUUAAACGGAGUUUUUGUGUAUGGAGCGAUUCAGUGCUACGAUUAG
Molecule: messenger RNA, 168 nt
Organism: Laccaria bicolor S238N-H82
Lineage: Eukaryota; Fungi; Basidiomycota; Agaricomycetes; Agaricales; Hydnangiaceae
Exons: 3
Coding region: 1-168 (55 amino acids)
Source: RefSeq, a predicted model, not a curated record